AUAUAUUUUUAUAGUUCAGUGGCUAGUAUGUAUAUUCAGCCACACUUCAAUGACCACAGUGAUAUGAACGAGAAAUGGAUUGUUUUCAAUAAAAUUAUUUUGUAAAGAUAUGAAAUGAUCGGCUUGGCAACAUCGGCAGAGUCUAGGAGAUGCUCUGCUAAACCUUAAACCAAUUUCAUUUCCUGAAUUGAUCUAUUGCAACUAGCAUCAUCUUGUUAUAUGGGUAUGACUACUUCAAGAAAAAAGGACAGCAGGCCAGUCACAUACCAAGCGGUAGAACAAGGGGAAGAUGAUAGCAUCUAUACUAAAGAUGGGACAGUAGAUUACUGUAAUAAUCCUGCUAAUAAGCUGAUAACUGGAACCUGGAAAGCCUGUCCUUAUAUUCUUGGAAAUGAAUGCUGCGAAAGACUGGCAUUUUAUGGGAUCAGCUCCAACUUGUUGCUUUAUUUUAAAAAUCAACUGAAUGAGCAUAGUGUUACUGCAUCAAAUAAUCGUUCAAACUGGACGGGAACAUGUUACGCCACUCCACUGCUAGGAGCAUAUAUUGCUGAUGCUUAUCUGGGAAGAUACUGGACAAUUGCCAGCUUUUCAAUCAUCUAUGCUUUUGGGAUGUUACUCCUGACAUUAUCAGCAUCAGUCCCUGGCCUUAAACCAAUAUGUUCUGAGAAUAAUGUUUGCUAUGCAACAGAGUUUCAGACUGCAGUUUGUUUUAUAGCUCUUUACUUGGUUGCUCUGGGAACAGGAGGGAUUAAACCCUGUGUCUCAUCCUACGGAGCAGAUCAGUUUGAUGAUGCUGAUGAAACUGAGAAAAAGUAUAAAAGUUCUUUCUUUAAUUGGUUUUAUUUUUCUAUCAAUAUUGGUGCCCUCGUUGCUCAUUCUGUCCUGGUAUGGAUACAAGAUAAUGUGGGAUGGGGAUGGGGUUUUGGCAUUCCUACGCUCGCCAUGGCCAUUGCUAUCGUUUCUUUCUUUUCAGGUUCCAAGAUAUAUCGUAACCAAAAGCCUGUAGGCAGCCCUCUUACCCGCCUCUUCCAGGUAAUCGUUGCUUCUUGUAGGAAAAGGGGGAAAAAAAUUCCAGACGAUAUUUCCUUGUUAUAUGGUGGUGCAGAUGCAGAACUUUUAAGUACUGAAAGGCAGAAGCCAAAACAUGCCAAGUACCUAACUUUCUUUGAGAAGGCAGCAGUAGAAUCAGAAACAGAUUACAUCGAGGGCUCAAUAGAUCCAUGGAGAUUAUGCACUGUUACCCAAGUUGAGGAGCUCAAAUCUAUAAUUCGGCUACUUCCAAUAUGGGCAACUGGUAUCAUGUUCAGUGCUGUAUAUAAUCAAGUAGGCAAUUUAUUCGUGCUUCAAGGCUCUGCAAUGGAUAUUCGAUUGGGAAAUGCAGGCUUUGAAAUCCCACCAGCAUCUCUCGGGAUAUUUGACACAAUUAGUGUUAUUUUUUGGGUGCCGGUGUAUGACUAUUUCAUCGUCUCAAUUGCAAAAAAAUUGACUGGUCACAGAAGUGGAUUAACUCAGUUGCAACGCAUGGGCACUGGUCUCUUCAUAUCGAUAUUUGCCAUGCUGUCCGCAGCAGUUCUAGAAGUUGUUAGGCUUGGAAUUGUAAGAAGGCACAACUACUAUGAACUAGAUCAUGUGCCUAUGUCAAUUUUUUGGCAGGUUCCGCAGUACUUCAUAGUGGGCUGUGCUGAAGUUUUUACUUUUAUUGCACAGCUGGAGUUCUUUUAUGAACAAGCACCUGAUUCAAUGAGGAGCAUGUCAUCGGCUUUGGCGCUUACCACUACCUCCCUAGGAAGUUAUUUGAGCUCUUUACUCGUCACUCUUGUAACGGCCUAUAGUACUAGAAAUGGCGAUCCCGGCUGGAUACCAGACAACUUGAAUUAUGGUCACCUACAUUACUUCUUCUUGCUUUUGGCUGCAUUAAGUGUUGUCAAUCUAGUUGUGUUCAUUUUAUUGGCCAGGGGUUAUACCUAUAAUAGGUGAUUUCCAUUACCUGAUGGGUUUCAGGCCUGUUGAUCUUGCAUUACUUUGAUGUGAAUAUGGUUUCCAAAGGGAUGUAUAUAUACAUGUAAUGGUACAAGUCUUGUGUAGAAUUUUUGUGUUCCUGCCUUGUGUAAUUUGUACAUUAUUAUAGCUGAAUGUGGAAUCUACAGUACAGAUAUAUUAUGUAGAUGGUUUGAUGUACCUGACAGAUUAUAUAACUACAACUUGCUCAUGUGAGUUGCAUUA
Messenger RNA from Daucus carota subsp. sativus, 2223 nucleotides. RefSeq names its product protein NRT1/ PTR FAMILY 8.2. The coding region runs from base 220 to 1977 and encodes 585 amino acids. Gene Ontology annotation, biological process: transmembrane transport; oligopeptide transport. Gene Ontology annotation, molecular function: transmembrane transporter activity. Gene Ontology annotation, cellular component: membrane. The record is from RefSeq and is a predicted model, not a curated record. The transcript is spliced from 5 exons. NCBI's taxonomy places the organism in Eukaryota, Viridiplantae, Streptophyta, Magnoliopsida, Apiales, Apiaceae.